AUGCCAGAGCCUGGGAUUCCUCGUCCAGAAGUUGGGUGGGCGGCCCAACCACAACAGCAGACACCACCACUCGGUACAGCAGAUAGCCGGCCUCCCAGGGCACGCAGGCGAGCGCGAGCGGUCUGCCGACGAUGUCAUGAGAAGAAGAUCAAGUGUGAUCUCGAGUCCCAGAGGAGCGGAAGUAACCCGCCCUGCCUGAACUGCACCCAGAGUAAAAGUGAAUGCAUCCUGCGUCCGUCUCGGCGAAACAUCCGCCGCCCUGAACCAGCUGGGGGUACAGACCAAUGUGGGACGAGCCUCAUUCCCUGCGAGACUGGCACGCAGGAUGCUGUCUGCUAUGGCAAUUCGGAGCCCAGUGCCUAUGGACUCCUCUCCCUACCACCUAUUACACAGUCGGUAUACCGGGAGAGCCUGCAGGCGGUAACCGCGAGGCCCAUCUCGCAAGCCCCCGCCGAGGCUGGUCCGCUCACCACCCAAGCACCAUUGGCGUCAAUACAGACAGACGCUGCGUUCUUUGACCAUUUACAGACUGGGUUCAGGCCCUCUCAUUCACAGGUACCGGAGCACCAGACGUCUUCGAGCAAUGACCCCCAAGCAAGCUAUCUGGACGAGUCAGGGUACAUGCCCCUUCUGUCUGACAAGCAACAUGCCCCAAACAGCCGCAGUGGCGGGCCAGUCACUAUAGACAUCCAUGUCCCAAUCCAUCCGUUGCCCCCAUCUCUCCGAAUGUCUUACACAGAGCUUGUUUUGAAAAACUGCCAGACAUUCUGUCCCGUACUCGAUGCCACGCUACUCAACACUGCCGAGUUUGAGAAUUCUCUUUCGCUUCAUCAAGCCAUCGCCCUGGUUGGAAGUGCCAUCCAGCCGUCUCUGCUUCACGCAGAGCAUCCUAUUGGGUAUUAUGAAAAGGCGAAACUAUUGAUCCAAGGGGGCUACGAACCAAAUCCGCUGGCGAGCCUAAUAGCCGUGAUGCUCUUUUACUGGCGGGCGGCAUCUCCGCCAACAAUAGUCAGUAUGGAUAGUGUCUGGUGGUGGGUGGGAGUCGCUGUUCGUCAGGCUCAGGAGAUAGGGCUGCACCGGGAACCAAAGCCAGGCCAACCACUCCGGGCAGGAGAGAGUCUGGGUCUCCGGCGCAGAAUCUGGUGGACACUGUUUGCUAGAGAGAGGCUGACUGCCAUCUGCCAAGGAAGGCCAUGCAUCAUCAACCAACACGACUGCAACGUCCAAGAGCCAGCCCCAAGCGACUUCCUACAUCCAAAUGACCAAAGGACGGUCAUUUUCAUUCACUGGAUCAGCCUUUGUACUAUAGUUGGCCGGGUUGGCGACCAUCUGCGGCGGAAUCCAGGCAGCACGCAAGCUCAUAAUGGGCUUCUGGACGAGCUGAAAGACUGGGCACACAGCCUCCCCGAAGCACUGCGACUGCCCUUCUCCACCAAUGUUACUAUGGCGUUUGAUGCGGACGUUUACCAGCUUUAUCUGCCCUAUCUAGCGUGCGUUACGCUUCUUCGCCUGAAGAAGUCCGCUGAGAGCGUGCCAACGGCGUAUACGACGGCCAUUCUUUCUGCGUCUUGCACAGCCCGGAUAUUCGAGGACUUCCUUGUGAGAGGAUCCUUGCGAUUCCUGCAGGGUAUGGCGGGUUGGUACAUUGCGGUUGCCCUUCUCGCAUUGCUAUCUGCACGGCAAGACAAGAGCCUGCGCCAGGCAGCGGACGCCGACAUCCGCGUACUCCGGACUGCGCUGCGAGAGAUGGCCAAAAAUUGGGACUCUGCGAAGAUGUAUACAGCAAGCAUUGAUGAGCUACUAAAUAAAGAGGAGCCGGCUAUUUCUAUUCCAGCUGGUGGUGGUGGUGGUGGUGGUGGUCAGAGAAACGACGAUCAAGGCCUGUCUGUUAGAUAUGACCCCAGUGCUGGUUCUGCCAGCCAGACAGCCUCUGGCUCGGACGAACAUCAACAUGGAGCUAGUUAUUUUCCUGGGACCUCUUCACAAACGAGCGCGCUUUUUGGAGUUUUGCUCCGGAAUGGUCAGCAUUCCCCGUUCUCCGACUUUGAUCAAAGCAACGACCUGAGCUACUUGCUCUAUGAUAUCUUCGAUAACCCGCUGGAUGGUGUCAACUGUGAUCUAACCGAGCCUCUGACGGGCUGGGGCAUGGGCUUUGAUCAAUAA
Aspergillus puulaauensis is the source of this 2163-nucleotide messenger RNA. Its product is annotated as Zn(II)2Cys6 transcription factor. The transcript has 4 exons. NCBI's taxonomy places the organism in Eukaryota, Fungi, Ascomycota, Eurotiomycetes, Eurotiales, Aspergillaceae. Gene Ontology annotation, molecular function: DNA binding; zinc ion binding; DNA-binding transcription factor activity, RNA polymerase II-specific. Gene Ontology annotation, biological process: DNA-templated transcription; regulation of DNA-templated transcription. The coding region runs from base 1 to 2163 and encodes 720 amino acids. The record is from RefSeq and is a predicted model, not a curated record.